Molecule: messenger RNA, 5275 nt
Organism: Leucoraja erinaceus (little skate)
Lineage: Eukaryota; Metazoa; Chordata; Chondrichthyes; Rajiformes; Rajidae
Gene: vps35
Product: VPS35 retromer complex component
Exons: 17
Coding region: 93-2483 (796 amino acids)
Biological process (GO): intracellular protein transport; retrograde transport, endosome to Golgi
Cellular component (GO): retromer complex; retromer, cargo-selective complex; late endosome
Source: RefSeq, a predicted model, not a curated record
GGAUGGGCGGGUGCUUCCGGCUUGGGCCUGAGGCGCUGAGUGUCAGGUGACUGGCGCCGCCGCGCCCGCCCGCUCCCCUCAGCACCGCGACCAUGCCUACGACUCAGCAGUCUCCUCAGGAUGAGCAGGAAAAGUUGCUUGAUGAAGCUGUUCAGACUGUUAAGGUCCAGUCUUUCCAAAUGAAACGAUGCUUGGACAAGAAUAAGUUGAUGGAUGCAUUAAAACAUGCUUCAAAUAUGCUCGGUGAACUGCGAACCUCCAUGUUGUCACCAAAGAGUUAUUAUGAACUCUACAUGGCAAUUUCAGAUGAAUUGCAUUAUUUGGAAGUUUACCUGACUGAUGAAUUUGCCAAAGGGAGGAAGGUGGCUGACCUAUAUGAACUAGUUCAGUACGCUGGCAAUAUUAUUCCAAGGCUCUACUUGCUCAUCACUGUUGGAGUUGUCUACAUCAAGUCAUUUUCGCAGUCCAGAAAGGAUAUUCUUAAGGAUCUGGUAGAAAUGUGCCGUGGCGUACAGCAUCCAUUACGAGGGCUCUUCUUAAGGAACUACUUGCUUCAGUGUACCAGAAAUAUUUUGCCUGAUGAAGGGGAAGAGACAGAAGAAGUUGUAACUGGAGACAUCAAUGAUUCUAUGGACUUUGUGCUACUGAACUUUGCAGAAAUGAACAAACUCUGGGUGCGAAUGCAGCACCAGGGUCAUAGCAGGGACCGCGAAAAACGUGAACGAGAACGUCAGGAACUAAGAAUCCUUGUCGGUACAAAUCUAGUCCGACUUAGUCAGCUGGAAGGCGUUAAUGUGGAGCGGUACAAACAGAUUGUGUUGACUGGAAUAUUAGAACAAGUUGUAAACUGCAGGGAUGGUUUGGCUCAGGAGUAUCUAAUGGAAUGUAUUAUUCAGGUGUUUCCUGAUGAGUUUCACCUGCAGACGCUGAACCCAUUCCUUCGUUCUUGUGCUGAGCUCCACCAAAGUGUUAAUGUUAAAAACAUUAUCAUUGCAUUAAUUGACAGGUUGGCUUUGUUUGCGCAUCGUGAAGAUGGUCCCGGGAUUCCUGCUGACAUAAAGUUGUUUGACAUAUUUUCUCAACAAGUCGCCACAGUAAUCCAGUCAAGGCAGGAUAUGCCAUCCGAGGAUGUGGUGUCUUUACAAGUGUCUCUUAUCAACUUGGCCAUGAAGUGUUAUCCAGAACGGGUGGACUAUGUUGAUAAGGUUCUUGAAACCACUGUGGAUAUUUUCAACAAACUUAAUCUUGAACAUAUUGCCACGAGCAGUGCAGUUUCGAAAGAGUUAACACGGCUUCUGAAGAUUCCCAUUGACACCUACAAUAAUAUACUUACUGUCCUGAAGUUGAAACACUUCCAUCCUUUGUUCGAAUACUUUGACUAUGAAUCACGCAAAAAUAUGAGUUGUUACAUACUGAGCAAUGCUCUUGAGUACAACACAGAAAUAAAUGGUCAGGAACAGGUGGAUGCAAUACUGAACCUGGUAUCAACACUGAUUCAAGAUCAGCCUGAUCAGCCGGCAGAAGAUCCUGACCCAGAGGAUUUUGGUGAAGAACAAAGUCUUGUUGGUAGAUUCAUUCACUUACUUCAAUCUGAGGAUCCUGACCAGCAAUAUCUUAUUUUAAACAGUGCCAGAAAACACUUUGGUGCUGGUGGAAAUCAACGCAUACGUUAUACUUUACCACCAUUAGUUUUUGCUGCCUACCAACUAGCAUUCUGCUAUAAAGAGAAUUCAAAAGUGGAUGAAAAGUGGGAAAAGAAGUGCCAGAAGAUAUUUUCAUUUGCCCACCAGACCAUCAGUGCGCUGAUCAAAGCGGAGCUUGCAGAGUUACCUCUGCGCCUGUUCCUGCAGGGGGCGCUUGCAGCGGGCGACAUUGGAUUUGAGAACCAUGAAACUGUGGCGUAUGAGUUCAUGUCACAGGCAUUCUCAUUGUAUGAAGAUGAAAUCAGUGAUUCCAAGGCCCAGCUGGCAGCAAUCACAUUGAUAAUUGGAACGUUUGAGCGGAUGAAGUGUUUUAGUGAAGAGAACCAUGAGCCUCUGAGGACGCAGUGUGCAUUGGCUGCCUCAAAGCUGCUUAAAAAGCCCGAUCAGUGUCGUGCCGUCAGCAUCUGCGCGCACCUAUUCUGGUCUGGACGGAACACGGAUAAGAAUGGUGACGAGAUCCAUGAUGGCAAGCGAGUGAUGGAAUGCCUGAAGAAGGCUUUGAAGAUUGCAAAUCAGUGCAUGGAUCCAUCAUUACAAGUUCAGCUGUUCACUGAAAUCCUUAAUCGAUAUAUAUAUUUUUAUGAGAAAGAAAAUGAGGCGGUGACAAUUCAAGUCUUAAAUCAGCUUAUUCAAAAAAUAAGGGAAGAUCUUCCAAACUUGGAAUCCAGUGAAGAAACUGAACAAAUUAACAAACACUUUCACAAUACACUGGAGCACCUGCGCCUGCGAAGGGAAUCGCCUGAGGCCGACGGACCAAUUUAUGAAGGUCUCGUGUUGUAACUUAGCGUCACAUCAAAUUAUAGAUUCCAGAAAACAAAGUUAAAUCUCUAUCACUCCUCCUUCUCUGUCGUAGAUGGUUAUGGAAUGUGCCUUUUAGACAUGCCAAGACAAUAGGAUUGCCAUUGAAUUGUAUCAUAUUAUUUUCUAUCUAUUAACCAGUACUGUCCAGGAAGAACUAGUGAAAAAUUCAAAAUAUUUCAAGAUGUGAUUAAAGGAUAUUUUAUCUUUCAUAACAUGAUUAGUUCCUGUCCAUUUCAAUUUGAACAUAGAUUAAUCAUGAUGACUAAAUUGAUCUUUUAAUUUUUUUAAUUACAAUCCAGUUGCAAAAUCUCUUUGGUUGAAUUCCUGCACAUUGCCUAAGAAUCUAAGUAAACCACUGAUUUACUACGGUUUUUUUCCACUUUAUUUCAAAGUCAACACUGAAGUGGGAUAUUUACGCAAGCAAAAUGUUUUCUCGUGAUUCAGAUUACUUGGAUGGAGCAGUAAAUGUUUGUUAAGGAAUUGAGUCUAUGGAUUAGAUCACAUGAAUGUGGUUAAUUGGUACAGUCACGUCUGGAAAGAGUGUAAAAUUGUAACUUUGACAAAAUGAAAAAUGUCACCCAUCUGAAUAGAAAAACACAAAUAACAUUGUAAGUGUUAUAAGCAAGUUUCUUAUGUUGACUUAAUUAGUAAACAAUCCUUCAUAAUAUAUUGAUGUUGCUGUCUUCUUUAGAAGCAGGGUGUUUAUAAUCACCACACUAUUUGAUGACCUUCCUUAUAAUCUUUUAACACAAUUGUUGCAACAUUUUCCUAUUUUACAAAAUAUAUUGUAAAAUUCAAAACAAUUUAGCCAAUCAAAUCGGUGCACUGGAACGAGGAUAAAAUUCUUAAACUCUCAUUAAACAGGUUGUAUUUUGUGUUCCAUUGUGUAAAUGCAGUUGAACACUUUCACAUUGAAAUGAAGACUGUUUUGGGCAAGGAGACAUGCCUUUGAUGAAGUUUUCAAGUCUGGUUCAUUGUAUCUUACUUUUUGUUCAUCUCCUUUCCAACAUUUAAAAUGAAUAACAUAAUCUGGGAAUGGAGAGUCCCAAAGUUCAGCAUCUUUAUCCAAUAGUGUUUUCACCAAAGGGACCAUCUUUUUUAAAACUGGAACACAAGUAAAUUCCUACUUUUUUAACUGUGGCUCCAUUGACUCGGGUAAAACAUCAGGCAGGGUUUUUGAUCCAGUUUGCAGUCUAUAGACUCUGCUGUGAAUAGAAAUAUUUGGAGUUAAUUUGAGAAUGGAGUGUGUGAUUGCAAUGCCGCAAGUUGCUUGCCCUGCAAAACAUACACAAUGGCCAUUGAUGCGCUUUGGAUCACAGUUCUUACAGGAGCGGGUGGCACUGAAAGAGUUGACAGGGAUGAAGGAAGGGGAAAUUAUAACUUUAAACAAAAUAAUCCAAACUGUGUUAAAACUAGUAAGGUUCGAUGUCACAGUCAUGAUAAAGUCUUAAUCUGGAAGGUACUGACUUUCUAAUUCAACACUGAAUUAAUUGAAUACAAAUAGUUUCUAUAGAUUUGAGAGAACUAGUGGAAAAGAAAAUCCAACAAUCAAACUUUGGGCCUGGCAAAUGUCCUUUUUUAUUGAUCUCAAGAACUUGAAAGUGCAAACAUUAUAGAUAUGUCACAGUUCUACCUGCUUUAGUGGUUGAAUCAUGCUACAGGAAAUAUCAAUCUAACCAAAUUAUACAAAACUCAAAUGUAAUUCUUUUGACCGAUUUGUUUUAUGCUUGCAGAUGCAUGAUUCUGUUUCUGGUUAUUUUGACUAUCGGUAGGCAGUUAUUUUGUAUAUGGUGGUGCCUAAUUUCAUGUACAUUUGUUUUUAUAGGUACCUUUCUUUGUAGAAAUUCAUAACUGCCAAUUGUUUCUGUUUGUCCUCAUUAUGGUUUGUCACCCAAAUAGAAAAGGGGACCUGCCUAGUGAUUAUGAGAUAAAAGUAAACUGCACACCACUCUUUAAACAAAGUCAAAGUAAAGCAACAUUUCCCCCAUUGAAUAUGCUAAAUGUUUUCACUAUGUAGAUAAGAAAUGUGUUUCAGCAUUUUACAUCUUUAAGAAGCUACCAGAUAAAUCGCCUCCAAUUGAACAAGGAGAAACAUCGAUGGACACUUAAAUUCUCAAACCAGGGUAAUUCACAUGUUUGAACUUAUAAAGAACAACUUUAUUUUUCUUUUAAAGCUUUCCAAUUGUCUGUAAGUCUACAAAUGGCACACUUUUAGUAGUAUCUGCCUUGUAUUACACAGCUGCUACAUGGGUGAUCUAGGGUGAAAAACUAAAUGCAUUUUAAGGAUAGGAAAGUCUUGAUUAGCAGGAUCAGAAGUACUCCAUGAAUCGCACUGCUUUUGGUGAGUUCAUGACCUAAUUUGUGUUCUUCCUAAAUUUGUUGGUCAAUUUCCUUAAUCUAUGUUGAAACUCUUGCAUUGUCUAUUUUAGAUAUUGAUAUUGCUUCUUCCCUAGAAUGCUUACUCUUUAUAUUCUGCUAUAGGUAUAGUUGUAGUGUUGAAUUCUAUAGUAGUUAUAAAACUCUAUUCUAAAAUUAGGCACAUUGCAUACUUGAGCUGCUAAAUUGAUUAAAAAGGUUGUUCCCUGUAUUCAGAUGUAUUUGUAUACAUGUAUCCUUGCAACUGAGCAUGUAUUCAUUUCCCACUAGAGAAAUGAAAUAUACUUUUGGAAAUCACUGUAACAUACUUGUAAGCUUUAUAAUUCCUUUGUAAAUUAACUGAAGUAUUAUGGUCAAUGUAUUCAACAAAAGCUAUUAAAAUGCUUGACCAAGUA